Molecule: messenger RNA, 1956 nt
Organism: Rotaria socialis
Lineage: Eukaryota; Metazoa; Rotifera; Eurotatoria; Philodinida; Philodinidae
Source: the annotation of a GenBank genome assembly
AUGGUUAUGUCUCGUCGAAAACAACGUCAUCCAAAGUCAUUAAAAGAAGGUGACGAAAUAUUAUUUGAUUUACCUAACGAACUUGAAUUUGAUGAAGACUCAAAUCUCAUAAUUGCUCGAACGAAUCUUAAACAAGAUCAUUGUGUUGGCCGAUUUCCUGCCACAAUACAAAUUGAAGACCGAAUAGAAUGUUUUCAGUUACUCGAUAUUAAACAUAAUUGGCUGGUACAUUGUUCGACACUAAAUAAUUGUUCAAUCAAUUUAAAUUUUACAUUUGAAAAUAACCGAUUAUUUGUUAUUACUAAAGAGCCUAUUGAAAUAGGUACAAAACUUCAUUUAAAUAAAACUAUUCUUCCAAAAUUAAACAUGAAUAAAGAAGUUCAAAUCAAAAAUGAACCGAUAGACAUUGAAAUGAACAACAAAUCAACAACUGAAAAACAUUAUCCUCUUACUUUUAAUUGUGAUACAUGUGAUAUUCAAUUUCGUCAUCAAAAUACAUUAGAUGCACAUCGUCUACAUUAUUGUAGGAAACGCGAAACAACAAAAAGUCACUCAGCAGAUUCAACUGCUACCACUGGAAUAAAAAGCAUGAAACGCAAAUCUACUGAUAUGGUUGAUUCAUCAUCAGUGCCCACAAAACGCUUAUCUUUAUUAUCGAACGACACUUAUUGUCAGGAAUGUGAUAUUUUAUUUUCUGAAGCCGAUAAAUUUAUUCAACAUAAAUUACAUUGUUGUCAAACCAAAUCAUCUUCUGGUCACUUGAAAAAUCAAUCGAUACCAUUCGAUCGUCCAGUUCAAAUAGGAAAGUAUAUCUAUGUUCCGAUACCUGUUAUUUCUGCAAGCCGCGACAUUUCGAAUCACGAUAAUAAACCAUUAGAUUUAAGUAAACCCAAGAAAAUUAAUGAUAAAGGCGAAAAAUCAAUGGUUUCAUCUAGUUUACCAUUAGAUUUAUCGACUGAAAAAACCAAAAGCAUUAUUGAACGAAACCUGCAUCGAUGUGAAUAUUGCUCUAUAUGUUUUCGUUCACUGAAAACUUUACAGGGACAUCAAGAUAACUAUUGUGCUGAAUAUCGAAAACAAAAUAAAUAUCAUCCUCAUUAUUUAUCAACAGAUAUCAUUACGAAUGAUCGAUCUCAAUCAACUCCAUUAUCUUCAUCGAACAUUUCAAGAUCUCCAUCAGUUGAUUCAUUAAAUUCAGUGCAUCGUUCAUUUCUAUUUAUGUGUCGUUUAUGCAAAUAUCAAGGAAAUACUCUUCGUGGAAUGCGUAUGCAUUUCGAAUUUCAUUUAUCAAACAAUGAAUUAUGUACUGAUGAUGAUAUCAUUGUAAAAUCUACAACCAAAAAUUCUUUACCGGUUCCAGUGCAAACAAAUCAAGUAUUACUAAAAUGUAACAUAUGUUCAGCGAUGUUCGAUUAUGAAGAAAUACUCUUAAAUCAUAUUAUACAUGUACAUACUAAUGAAAUAUUACUUGAAUGUUUAGAAUGCCAAUCAAAAUUUAGUUCGAAAUGGAAUUUAAUUCGACAUAUGAAAUUAGUGCAUACAAAUAUAAAAUAUGAUGAUAGUGAAAAAGACGAUGACGGUAAUGAAAGAAAUGAUCAACAAACAAAAUCUAAUAAAUGUUUAUUAGAUGAAAAUGAUAGAUCAUCGGACUCUUUGAAUCUCAUUCAACAGAUUCUUAUGAAAUCAAUAGACGCUUGUUCAAUACAUAAAAAUAUAUCGUGUCCUUUUUGUCAUAUAAAAUUCAGCAGAAUCGAUACAUUACAACAGCAUAUGGCAAAUUAUUGUUCAUCACGACCAACAACUACUGAUAUAAUAAAAUAUAUUACGAAAACAAAAACAAACGAUACAUAUUGUUCGUCAUGCCAAAUUUCAUUUAGACACAAAACAUCUUAUGAUGCACAUAAAAUGUAUUAUUGUCCUGAUAGUAGUAAAGCUAAUGUUAAAAUAUCAGUUUGA